UACAGUGACAGUGGCUUUCCUCGUGAAGUGAACACUUUAUUGCUCCUUUGCAAUGUGAAACUAGGAUAACCUUCUCAGAAUCCCCCCCACAACCCACGCAACAUGCACACACACAUACACACACACACUCCGGGGGCACACAUUGCCUAGUGCACCCCGACACACACACACACACACACACACGCUGUCAUGCCUGCAUAUACAUCCAUUCAUCCAGUGCUGGAGCCAGCAUCACCAACCUGGGAUUUAAAUGAUGCUUCCGAGGAAGAGGACCGGAUAAAUCCACGCCACAUUCGGAUUUAACAGCAUUAUUUAUGUGAAGAUUUGGGGUUUUCUUUUAUUUGCUCUUUUAGUAAAUAUAUAUUUUUUUCAUUUCUUUUAUUUCUGGUUGGUAACAAAGUCAGAUAUAUCUCUGUAUCCUACAAUGGAAGUACAUUUGCUGCUGCUUUUUUCCUUGGUCUGGCAAGUUCAUGCUGUGGAAGAGACACUGAUGGAUACUCGGACGGCCACAGCAGAGCUGGGCUGGACAGCCAAUCCUUCCUCUGGGUGGGAGGAAGUGAGCGGCUAUGAUGAAAACCUCAACACAAUCCGUACAUAUCAGGUGUGCAACGUCUUUGAGCCAAAUCAGAACAACUGGCUUCUUACUACGUUCAUCCCGAGACGAGGGGCCCAUCGCGUUUACGUAGAGAUGAGAUUCACCGUUCGGGACUGUAGUAGCCUUCCCAAUGUUCCAGGCUCUUGCAAAGAAACAUUCAACUUGUACUACUAUGAGACAGACUCCAAUGUUGCUAAUAAGAAUUCAGCCUUUUGGAACGAUGCCCCCUACCUUAAGGUGGACACUAUAGCUGCUGAUGAGAGUUUCUCACAAGUGGACUUUGGUGGGAGACUGAUGAAGGUCAACACUGAAGUGCGUAGCUUUGGCCCAUUGACUCGUAGCGGCUUCUAUUUAGCCUUCCAGGAUUAUGGAGCAUGCAUGUCGCUCCUCUCCGUCCGUGUUUUCUUCAAAAAAUGCCCUAGUGUCGUUCAGAAUUUUGCAGUCUUCCCUGAAACCAUGACUGGUGCAGAGAGCACGUCCCUUGUGAUAUCACGGGGUAUCUGCAUCCCUAACGCGGAGGAGGUAGAUGUGCCUAUUAAACUCUAUUGCAAUGGAGAUGGGGAGUGGAUGGUUCCUAUUGGUAGAUGCACAUGCAAAGCUGGAUACGAGCCCGAAAAUCACAUCAUCUGUAAAGCGUGCCCAGCAGCCAUGUUUAAAGCCAACCAAGGCAUGGGAACCUGCUUACCGUGUCCUGCCAAUAGUCGGUCGACUGCCGAGGCUUCUCCGAUCUGUGUUUGUCGCAACGGCUACUACCGCGCUGACUUUGACCCACCUGAGGCUAUGUGUACAAGUGUUCCCUCAGGUCCACGCAAUGUGAUUUCCAUAGUCAAUGAGACAUCGAUCACUUUGGAGUGGCAUCCGCCACGUGAAACCGGUGGCAGAGACGAUGUCACCUACAAUAUCAUUUGCAAGAAGUGCAGGUCCGACCGUCGCAGCUGCUCCCGGUGCGAUGACAAUGUGGAGUUUGUCCCACGGCAGAUGGGGUUGACCGACACGCGUGUCUUCAUUAGCAACCUAUGGGCUCACACCCCUUAUACCUUCGAAAUCCAGGCGGUCAAUGGGGUUACCAACAAAAGCCCCUUCCCUCCCCAACAUGUCUCAGUCAACAUCACCACCAACCAAGCAGCUCCCUCUACUGUCCCCAUAAUGCACCAGGUUCGAGCCACCAUGAAGAGCAUCACUUUAUCUUGGCCUCAGCCGGAUCAACCCAAUGGAAUUAUCCUGGAUUACGAACUACGAUAUUAUGAGAAGGAUCACAGCGAAUUUAACUCUUCCAUUUCAAAAAGCCAAACGAAUACAGCCAGCAUAGAAGGACUCCGGCCCGGGAUAGUUUACGUGGUACAGGUCCGGGCUCGCACUGUGGCAGGCUACGGGAAAUACAGCGGAAAGAUGUGCUUCCAGACGUUAACUGACGAGGAGUACAAGUCGGAGCUGAGGGAGCAGCUGCCCCUGAUCGCGGGAUCCGCAGCUGCAGGAGUGGUCUUCAUAGUCUCUCUGGUAGCCAUCUCCAUUGUCUGCAGUAGGAAGAGGACCUACAGCAAAGAGGCAGCGUACAGCGACAAACUGCAGCAUUACAGCACCGGCAGAGGUUCUCCAGGGAUGAAGAUAUACAUAGAUCCUUUUACAUACGAAGAUCCCAAUGAAGCCGUGAGGGAGUUUGCCAAGGAGAUCGAUGUCUCGUUUGUGAAGAUUGAGGAGGUCAUCGGGGCUGGAGAAUUCGGAGAAGUGUACAAGGGGCGCCUGAAACUCCCAGGAAAGAGAGAAAUCUAUGUUGCCAUCAAAACACUGAAGGCCGGGUACUCUGAAAAGCAGAGACGGGACUUCCUGAGCGAAGCAAGCAUCAUGGGUCAGUUUGACCACCCAAACAUCAUUCGGCUGGAAGGUGUGGUGACCAAAAGCCGGCCAGUUAUGAUUAUUACAGAGUUCAUGGAAAAUGGAGCCCUGGAUUCCUUCCUACGGCAAAACGACGGGCAGUUCACGGUCAUUCAGCUGGUUGGGAUGCUCCGAGGUAUUGCAGCCGGUAUGAAGUACCUCUCAGAAAUGAACUAUGUUCAUCGUGACCUGGCAGCCCGAAAUAUCCUGGUAAACAGCAACUUGGUCUGCAAAGUGUCAGACUUUGGUCUGUCUCGCUAUCUACAAGACGACACUUCAGACCCCACAUAUACCAGCUCCCUGGGUGGGAAGAUACCCGUCAGAUGGACAGCCCCAGAAGCCAUCGCUUACCGAAAAUUUACAUCAGCCAGUGAUGUGUGGAGUUACGGCAUCGUCAUGUGGGAAGUCAUGUCAUUUGGAGAACGGCCAUAUUGGGACAUGUCCAACCAAGAUGUCAUCAAUGCUAUAGAGCAGGAUUAUCGCUUACCACCCCCCAUGGACUGUCCAGCUGCCUUGCACCAGCUCAUGUUGGACUGUUGGCAGAAGGAUCGAAACAGUCGGCCACGAUUUGGGGAUAUUGUCAAUACUUUGGACAAGAUGAUCCGAAACCCUGCCAGCCUCAAGACAAUGGCCACCAUCCCUACUGUGCCUUCCCAGCCGCUGCUUGACCGGUCGAUCCCAGAUUUCACAGCCUUUACCUCAGUAGAUGACUGGCUGAGCGCUAUUAAAAUGGGACAAUACAGAGACAACUUCCUGAGCUCUGGCUUCACCUCGCUGCAGCUGGUUGCCCAGAUGACCUCAGAGGACCUGCUGAGGAUAGGAAUAACAUUAGCUGGACAUCAGAAAAAAAUUCUUAACUGUGUUCAAUCCAUGAGGGUCCAAAUGAGCCAAUCUCCCACCUCUAUAGCAUGAGACGCUGGGGACAGUAAGGGAGUCCUGGAGGGUGGGAAAGGGAUAUGAGCUUGACGAGGGGAAUGGAUUGGGCCUUGGGCAAAAACUGACCUUGGAAUUCAGGAGACAACAUUGUUAUCAACCGUAGGCCUCCCAUCCACAGUGUAAGGUUCAUACAACGUUUGUCUCAUAUACAACAAGCUGAAUGGAUCUACAAGAGCAAAGAAGAGCAUUCAUCUGGUGAUAACCUGUAUUCAAGUGUAUUUUUACAUACAAGUCAGUAUUUUGGAGAAAUUAAUGGCACGUGCUUUAAGAAGGUUGUGGCUUUUUGGAACCAGACAAUUGGUCGAUGGAAACCAAGGUGCUUAAUUUUAUCACAAUACACACAACAAUGGGAUUGUGGACAUCAUAUGGAGUCAGUGUCAUCCGUGAGCGGAUGCCCAGUAUACCCUCAUUUCUUACACUGCUGCUGCAUCAGGGAGGCUGUCUGCAUACUUCCAUCUACUGUUUUUUUUUUUUUUGUUUGUUUUUUUUUGAUUGUCUUCAUAUUGAAGAUGAGGUUGUAUGGAAGAACAAACAUUCUUUUUUUCCUUUUUUUCUUCUUUUGCUUGCAUUUUUGGGCAAAAAAGAGAAACAAACCUAAAUACAGUCAGGUAUAUAAACCUGGCAACAUGUCUGCCUUUAUGUCCUAUGUGUUUAAAAAAAACAGAUCUGCGGAUCCAGUGUUUGUAUAUAGGAAGAAAGAGUGACUGAAAGAUUGUAUGGAUAAAAGAGGACCUUGAGUUCUCUUCCUCAUAAAACUUAAUCUGGAUCCUGACAGACUUGUCUUGGAAUUUGGGACAGAACCUAUAUGGACGGGGGCAAUGAGGGCAUUAUGGAUUCUGAAAGGUUACAUGAGAAUCACUGGGCAUGUGUGGUUAACAGAAAGACCAUCUGGAUGGAAAUGUUUAACGUUGACAGAGGAGUUUUCUGGAUUUAAUGAGGUUGGCCCAGUGACCGAUUUCCAUGCCGUCAGCUGUCACCAAAAGAUUCGACGGGGAUAGACUGUCUAUGGGAAAAGAUGAAUAGCCCCCCAUUUGCCCGCUCUCUGCCCUCUUGCCCCACCUUGGCUUCCAUGACAACCACAUAGCUGUAUAUUUCUGUAAGGUCCUGCAUUGUACAAUUUACCCCUCCUCAGAUUUGUCACCUGUGUUCAAAAUGUUGGAGUUUGUAACAGUAAUUUCAAAGAAGAGAAUAAAAAUAUUGUAUUAAAAAAACAAAAAAAUCUAAAUUGCACUCAAUAAAAUGAAUUAAAAUACA
This is a messenger RNA of Spea bombifrons (plains spadefoot toad), 4657 nucleotides long. It is a transcript of the gene EPHB1, whose product is annotated as EPH receptor B1. Bases 425 to 3379 code for a protein of 984 amino acids. Gene Ontology annotation, molecular function: protein binding; transmembrane-ephrin receptor activity; ATP binding. The record is from RefSeq and is a predicted model, not a curated record. NCBI's taxonomy places the organism in Eukaryota, Metazoa, Chordata, Amphibia, Anura, Pelobatidae. Gene Ontology annotation, biological process: cell surface receptor protein tyrosine kinase signaling pathway; protein phosphorylation; axon guidance. The transcript has 17 exons. Gene Ontology annotation, cellular component: plasma membrane; neuron projection.